This is a messenger RNA of Gamsiella multidivaricata, 1518 nucleotides long. RefSeq lists its product as uncharacterized. Lineage: Eukaryota; Fungi; Mortierellomycota; Mortierellomycetes; Mortierellales; Mortierellaceae. The transcript has 7 exons. The record is from RefSeq and is a predicted model, not a curated record. Gene Ontology annotation, molecular function: zinc ion binding. Bases 1 to 1410 code for a protein of 469 amino acids.
AUGUUCGUUGAGGAUGCAACAUUGACAGGAUUCGCGUAUGGGUGGUGUACAAAAUUUCAGUUGAAAGUCAUUUCUGAAAACACCAAUAUCUACUGCAUGGACUCGACUCACAAGACGGCAAAGGACAUCACGCCGAUCGAAGAGGGCAGCAAGAUUUACAACUCAGUGUACUUGUUCACGCUACUCGUCAAGGACAAGGACGUCCAUCAAGGAAUCCCUGUCGCCUUCAUGGCGUGCAAGUCCGAAUCCCGAUAUCCCAUCAUUCGGUGGUUGGACUGGCUAAAGAACGAAUGUGGUUUGAAAACGGAUGCAUUCAUGGUGGACUGUGCCGAGGCCGAGUCUCAUGCCAUUGGGACUGUUUUUCCUGAAGCAAGGCUCGUACCCGUGUUGCAUUCAUUCACACAGGAAGAACAGAGGAAGCAGAUGCGGCCCCUUUUGAACGAGGUUCGCAGAGUCAGAUCACCCGAGUUGCAGCAGACACUCUGGACCAGGUUCAAAGAGCUUUAUUCGGGCGCAUCGUCAGUGAUCGAUUAUAUUCAGAAGAACUGGUUCAAUAAGGAGGGAAGACUGGAGAAAUGGGCGUUAUUUCACAGGGAAGAUGGGCAAGUUGUCACGACCAACAAUUGGAUAGAGUCGUGGCAUGCUCGUUUGAAGGGCGAUCAUCUUGGUCGCGAUCGGAAUCUCCGUGUCGAUCGGCUUGUUUAUUUGCUGCAGGAUCGAGUAGAUAGAGAGCUUCGAUUCGCAUAUCUCAAGACCAAGAGAGGCUUCCAACCCAUACCCUGGAGAAAGGGGGACGUGGAGAGGAAACAGAAAGCAGAGUUCGACGAGGCACAACGCAAGAUUGAUUACAACAGAGACCAGCCCUGCGAUGAUGGACGCUUACGGAUCUCCAUUCAGUCAUUUGACCCCGACACUCCAGACAGGUAUUAUAUCCUUGUUGUCAUCGCCAGAUCCGGGCAACUCCUCUCAUGUUCGUGCCUCGACUUCACCAAGCGUGAACCCCUUCCGUGCAAGCACAUUUUUCUUGCUGAGCGUGUGUUUCACGACCUUUGGUUCAGUCGCUUUCUUUGCCCGUCUGUGUCGGCCGAUAUCAUCGAGGACCGGACAGUCGACUUCAACGAUGGUCCCAACGACAACAUCAACAAUGAUAACAUGCGCAACAACAAUGACACGGGCAUCUUCGAGCAAGACUCACCCAGAGACCAACUAGCAGUGCUUAACCCAAAAGUUUACACCCAACUCGAAUACGAGAGGGCCAGGAGGGAGGAGGAAGAAAGACACCGGCGGAAGGAGCAGAGGAAGAGAGACUUUGAGGAUGCAGAGCAAGAGCUCUGUAACAAUGGGCGCAUGAUUGUCGAGCUGAUGAAUAAGAAGCAGUGGCCUCCUCCAAGGCUUUGGUGCAUCAACUAAGAGACCUGCUCAAAAAUGAUGCCUUAUUUCCUUUCAUUCUUUUUUAGCUAAUCGUAGUCCGAUUCACGCGAUCCUUUUCUUUCUGAAAAAAAUAUACAUCACUGUUCC